ACUUUUAUUCUGAAGUGCCGCUGUGCAGUCUUGUGUUUCCUCAGCGCUGCUGGAACUUCUCUCUCUCUCUCCAAGGAAGAAUGGAUGGUGAAGAGAAGACAUACGGUGGCUGUGAGGGCCCAGACGCUUUGUAUGUAAAACUCAUCUCUUCAGACGGGCAUGAGUUUAUAGUGAAGAGAGAACACGCUUUAACCUCUGGCACCAUUAAAGCCAUGCUGAGUGGGCCAGGUCAGUUUGCAGAGAAUGAAACAAAUGAGAUCAAUUUCCGGGAGAUCCCGUCGCACGUGCUCUCCAAAGUGUGCAUGUACUUCACUUACAAAGUUCGCUACACAAACAGCUCCACAGAAAUCCCAGAAUUCCCCAUCGCUCCUGAGAUCGCGCUGGAACUGCUGAUGGCUGCCAAUUUUUUAGACUGUUAAACAGAAUAAUGCUCAGUUGUUCCAUAGGACGUUUUAAAUAUAUGCUUAUUUAAAUUGUUUGCAGUGAACUGCAGAUUAAAUAGUGAGUACAGAGUUUAUCAGAAUUGUUUGUUUGUUUGGUUUUGUACUGUGCUUAUUUGAACAGAAUGAUUUGUUUGUAAUAGAAAGACAUUGCCUGAUUGUGUAUUCUAAUUAUGUGCUUUAGGAGUUUGUUUUAAUGAAUUUUAAAAUGCUUUAAUGCAUUUAUUAUUCAUUACUCAUCACUUUAUGGUUGUUUUAUUAUCCUUGUGUGGGUUUUUUGAAGCUGAUUAAACAUAAGGUGAAAAAAA
This is a messenger RNA of Colossoma macropomum (tambaqui), 748 nucleotides long. It is a transcript of the gene eloca, whose product is annotated as elongin C paralog a. Bases 81 to 419 code for a protein of 112 amino acids. The record is from RefSeq and is a predicted model, not a curated record. Lineage: Eukaryota; Metazoa; Chordata; Actinopteri; Characiformes; Serrasalmidae. Gene Ontology annotation, molecular function: protein-macromolecule adaptor activity. The transcript has 4 exons. Gene Ontology annotation, biological process: ubiquitin-dependent protein catabolic process. Gene Ontology annotation, cellular component: elongin complex.